Messenger RNA from Frieseomelitta varia, 1750 nucleotides. RefSeq names its product 2-acylglycerol O-acyltransferase 2-like. Gene Ontology annotation, cellular component: endoplasmic reticulum membrane. Gene Ontology annotation, biological process: triglyceride biosynthetic process. Bases 571 to 1599 code for a protein of 342 amino acids. The transcript has 6 exons. NCBI's taxonomy places the organism in Eukaryota, Metazoa, Arthropoda, Insecta, Hymenoptera, Apidae. Gene Ontology annotation, molecular function: diacylglycerol O-acyltransferase activity. The record is from RefSeq and is a predicted model, not a curated record.
GAUAUAGUUCACAUCUGAGUGCUUGUUUAAAAGUGUCGAGUGUUUCUCCUGUGAAGUCCUGAAGUUAAAAACGAAUUUUCACUGAAUAAAAAUUGUAUUGAAACUGGAAACUGAGAACUCUUGUCAACAGAAUACGGCUAUUUCGCGGUUUAAGAAGGAAGAUGUAUUAAGGAACAGUGUAUAUAUUCCUCAGUUAUCUAUUUUCGUCGUUCUACAAAAGAAAAAAGAAAGAAACAAUAGAUGAGUGUAACGAAAGUCUUUAGUUCGUGAAAACAGUGAAUGGUAAAAUAGUAAAAUAAAAAAAAAAGAAAAUAGUAAAGUAAUAAAAAUUAAAUAUUAAACCAAAUUGAUACAAUAUUGCAAAAUUUAUUCGUUGAUGAUAUAUUCUCUGCAUUUUUACCAGAGUUCUUACAGUAAUUUAUAUACCUAAGUGGUACAUUAUUUCAAUCGUUUUCAAACAAUACAGAAAUUUGUACAAAAUUUCGCGAUCCACUUGCAGUUCACCAACUGUGGACCAAAAAACAUUGAAUUGAUCUUACCGUAAGAAAACGAAAGACACGGAAGAAAACGAUGAACGCUUCGUUACAGCGAAGACUGGAAACACUUACAGUAACUAUGUACUAUGCUAUUAUAUUCCUUAUGAUAGUUAUAGGAUAUUUCGCAAAAUAUAUUCUUGCGAUAUAUUUCAUCAUUUACACAAAGAUUCCGCGCUACUUAGUGUUGCUCUACGCCAUCUGGAUGUACUAUGACAAUUACAUGCACAACGUCACCGGUACAAGGGCACAAUUUAAACAGUGGUUUAAAACGUGUGCGGUGCACCGGUAUUUCUGCAACUACUUCCCCAUAAAGCUAGUGAAAACCACCGAUUUGGACCCGAACAAGUUAUAUUUAUUGUGCAAUUUCCCACAUGGGAUUUUAUGCGCAGGAGUUUGCACUGCAUUUGGUACAGAUACCGCCGGUUACAGCGAAUUAUUCCCGAAUAUCGAGAGUAGAAUUGUCAUAUUGGAUCAACAUUUCAAGACACCGCUUUUCAGAGAUUACUGUCGCAUCACUUGCUGUGCCAGUAGCAGUCCAGAAAGCCUGAAUGAAUUACUGUCAACGAAACCUGAGGCACCAUACACCGGAAGAGUAACAAUUCUAAUCGUCGGUGGAGCAGCGGAAGCAAUGGAAUGCAAGCCAGGCACUUAUCGUAUCUUAAUAAAAAGGAGGAAAGGCUUCGUAAGGCUCGCGUUGAAAAAUGGCGUUCCCAUUGUUCCUGUCUGUUCGUUCGGAGAAACGAAUCUAUUUGACCAAUUGAUAUUUCCGGAAGGCUCGUUUAUGAAGAAGCUCCAAAAUUACAUUCGUAAAAAAUUCGGUGUGCCCCUGCUUUAUCUGAUUGGACGAGGAUUCUCCCAAUACUGUUUCAGUUUCAUUCCACGGCGAACACCAAUCACUGUCGUUGUCGGUAGUCCGAUGGAUUUACCAAAAAUUGAAGAACCAACCGAAGAGCAGAUUAACGAAUAUCAUGGGAAAUUUAUCGAUCAUUUGGUGGACUUUUUCGAGAAGGAGAAACACAAAUACGUCGAGAAUGCUGAUACGGUGCACUUAGAAUUCGUAUAAUAUUCAGUGGAAUAAAAAAUGGAAGUUGCUCAAUUAUAAAUAUUUAUUUUUUGAAUGACUUUUGUGAUUUGUAGGGUUCUGGUAGUCAACGUGCCACUUUUAAACGAUGUAUUUUAGUCAGUCUGUUAAUUAAAUUUUCUACAAAUUAAAA